This is a messenger RNA of Lottia gigantea (owl limpet), 1194 nucleotides long. RefSeq lists its product as hypothetical. The record is from RefSeq and is a predicted model, not a curated record. Gene Ontology annotation, cellular component: nucleus. The coding region runs from base 1 to 1194 and encodes 397 amino acids. The transcript has a single exon. Lineage: Eukaryota; Metazoa; Mollusca; Gastropoda; Lottiidae. Gene Ontology annotation, molecular function: histone H3K36 demethylase activity.
AUGUCUGUGAAUCUAAAAGCCAGCAAGCAAUAUAAAUCUGACUUCACAAGAUGUCAAGAAUCUAAAACUGAUUUUGUGAAAUGUCAAGAAAAUUGUGAAAUAUUGAUAGAUUAUAUUUGGGAGAAGUUGAAUACAGGAUAUUGGAAACAUGUCCCAGUGGCUUGGAGAUACGCCUACACUGUCGUCUCCAUGCUGAAAAUGUUUGCGGAAACAAAUCUUCUCCUUGACGGCGAUUCAAAGGUGAAAUUUUCAGAUGUGAUGAAAACGUGUGAUAUGGGUCUUCUUAUGGGGGCCCCAUUGUUGGACAACAUCCUGGCUAAAAUGUCUGCCUGUAUUUCACCAUUGAACCCUGAUUGUAAUAAUGUUACUCGUAUGGCACCUUCAGCUGACAUCGACAUCAGUCCCAAGCGUCAGAAAUUAUCACACGCGACUCACCAAUUAGCCCAGGAUCCUUUAUGUUCCCUGGAUGAAACCAAAUUAAUUCAAAGAGUCAGUUGCCUCUCCCUGGAAAGCUUUCAAAGUAAGUUUUUGAACACGAGAGUGCCUGUAAUCAUUACCGAUGCCAUUGAUUUUUGGCCGGCCAUGUCAAAUAGAAAAUGGACAUUAGACUAUAUCAAAUCUGUCGCAGGAACACGAACGGUGCCGAUUGAAAUCGGUUCCAAAUACACAGAAGAUUCCUGGUCUCAAACUCUCAUGACAAUUAAAGAGUUUAUUGAAAAAUACAUCGAACAUCCUCAUGAGAACAAUUCCAAUCCAAAAGGCUAUCUUGCACAACAUCAGCUAUUUGAUCAAAUUCCAGAAUUACAGAAUGACAUCAGCGUUCCGACAUACUGCUGUCUGGGAACAAGGGAUGAUGUUGAUGUGAAUGCAUGGUUUGGUCCCAGAGGUACCGUCUCUCCCCUACAUUAUGAUGAUAAAGACAAUCUAUUGGCCCAAGUUAUGGGCAGUAAAUACAUUCGUCUGUACAGUGAUGAGUUCACCCCCAGUGUUUAUCCCCACCCCCACAGGUUGCUACACAACACCAGUCAGAUCGAUGUGGAACAACCCAAUUAUGACCAGUUCCCUAAAUUCAAAUCUGCUUCUUACACUGAGUGUAUUUUAAACCCAGGAGAAAUGUUGUUUAUUCCGUCCAAAUUUUGGCAUUUUGUAAAAUCUCUAUCUGUAAGUUUCUCAGUCAGUUUUUGGUGGCAAUAA